This is a messenger RNA of Diuraphis noxia (Russian wheat aphid), 756 nucleotides long. Its product is annotated as single-pass membrane and coiled-coil domain-containing protein 4. NCBI's taxonomy places the organism in Eukaryota, Metazoa, Arthropoda, Insecta, Hemiptera, Aphididae. The record is from RefSeq and is a predicted model, not a curated record.
UGUUAUCAUCAAGUGUCGACGAGGUAGACGUAAACAAAAUAUAUAAGUUACAUUAGUUACAAUAUUACCUAUACGAGUCGCGAGACGUGUAGUCGACAUUCGUACUUUUUGUUUUCGUGGCAGAUUAAUUUGUGACAGUUGUAAGCGACCUGCUGUUUUGCUGUAGUUGUGCAAAUACAGUCAUCUCUCUUCGCCCGAAUAGGAAUAUUAUUUUUCCUGGACUGUCCGCGUCUUAGCUGGCUACACAAAAAUGAGGAACUCACGUACCAACAAACCAAAGGAAACCAACAAACAGAAGAAGGAAAGGAAGAGAGAAUUCUUGGAAAACAAAAAAAAUGUUGUUUCAGUGGUGUUGCCCACUUUGGCCGUCAUAUUUGCUCUCAUCUCACUAUUCAUCUACUUAAAGGUGCAUCCAAAUGCAUUGAACUUYAUGGCUUCUGAGAAACCUCUUUAAACAAUGGAUCUAACUAUUAUAAUAUCAAAUCUUAUCCAUUCCCUUCUGUUGUACACAUAAUUAUCCCCCAAUUUAAGUUUCAAUGUUUUUUUUUAGUUUAUGGCAUUUGUUAUUAUAAAUUCUACACGCCCCAUAAUUAUAUSUUCAGAUUAAUGAUACAAAUUUUACUUUCAAACAUCAUGUAAACAUUUAAUGUAUACUGCUGAUAUCAUUCUCACCUUGUCAUGUUAUUUAAUGAUAUUUGGCUACUAAAUCAAUUGUAUCUACAAUUAUUAUUAAAAAAUUAUAAAUUUAUAUUUAAA